UUCCAGCUCCCUCGUCCCCCUGCGCCCUCCUGGAGCUCACACAAACCUUCUCACUAAAGAGAUGCUAUCGCUUCUCUGCCGUUCCCUCCUGCUCAUCCUUGCUCAACAGUGCUUCAGCAGGGCUCAGAACAAUGGGCAGCUAGCUGCUAGAGAUGGGCGGGCUGCUGCUGAGAGGCGGCAGUUCUGCCAGUGGCCCUGCAAGUGUCCGCAAAGACCCUUUUGUGCCCCGGGAGUGAGCUCUGUCCUGGAUGGGUGUGGCUGCUGCAAGAGCUGUGCCAGGCAAAUCGGAGAGCCAUGCAACGAGAGGGACAUCUGUGACCCACACAAGGGCAUGUACUGUGACUUUUCAGCUGACCGGCCCAGAUUCGAGGUCGGAGUGUGUGCAUACAUGAUGGCAGUAGGCUGUGACCUGAAUGGGGCCCACUAUGAGAACGGAGAAGGUUUCCAGCCCAGCCCCCUGUAUAAGUGCACAUGUAUUGCUGGAGCCAUCGGCUGCACCCCUGUUUUUUUCCAGAAGCCUGCCGGCCUCUUAGGUCCCGCCCCGCUGAUGGGCAACAUGCCAGCUGGCCUUCGCAGCGGCCAAAGCCCAAAGAAGCAUCAGCAGGAUACUACCUACAUGACAGCUUACAGGGAUCCUCCUUUAGCCUGGAAAAGGAACUGUCUGAUCCAGACCACCCCCUGGAGCCCCUGCUCCAAAACCUGCGGCUUGGGCAUCUCUGUGCGUGUCAACAACGACAACGGCAAAUGUGAGAUGAGGAAGGACCGACGCCUGUGUCUGCUGCGGCCAUGUGAGAAGAGCGUGAUGAAGACUGUUAAGGUGCUGAAGGGAAAGACAUGCCGGCCUAAAUUCCAGGCAAAGAAAGCAGAGAAGCUGACACUCUCGGGCUGUACCAGUACCAAGAAGUUUAAGCCCACAUACUGCGGUGUCUGUACAGACAAGCGCUGCUGUGUCCCCAACAAGUCCCGCAUGAUCAAGGUCAACUUCACGUGCAAGGGAGGCUCCAACACACAGUGGAAGAUGCAGUGGAUAACGUCCUGCGUGUGCCAGAAGAAGUGCAAUGAUCCAGGCGACAUGUUUUCUGACCUGCGGUUACUCUAAUGGAUCCAUCAACG
This is a messenger RNA of Epinephelus moara (kelp grouper), 1113 nucleotides long. It is a transcript of the gene ccn6, whose product is annotated as cellular communication network factor 6. Gene Ontology annotation, molecular function: integrin binding; heparin binding. NCBI's taxonomy places the organism in Eukaryota, Metazoa, Chordata, Actinopteri, Perciformes, Serranidae. The record is from RefSeq and is a predicted model, not a curated record. Gene Ontology annotation, cellular component: extracellular matrix; extracellular region. The transcript is spliced from 5 exons. Gene Ontology annotation, biological process: cell adhesion; signal transduction. The coding region runs from base 62 to 1099 and encodes 345 amino acids.